This is a messenger RNA of Oncorhynchus gorbuscha (pink salmon), 1372 nucleotides long. RefSeq names its product E3 ubiquitin-protein ligase NHLRC1-like. The record is from RefSeq and is a predicted model, not a curated record. Gene Ontology annotation, biological process: negative regulation of translation; protein polyubiquitination; proteasome-mediated ubiquitin-dependent protein catabolic process. Gene Ontology annotation, molecular function: protein binding; ubiquitin protein ligase activity; translation repressor activity. NCBI's taxonomy places the organism in Eukaryota, Metazoa, Chordata, Actinopteri, Salmoniformes, Salmonidae.
GGUAAAGUAAAGGAGAGGAUAUCUACACUAUUAUGGCUGAUGUUCCUGUUCCUCCUUCCUCACUGAGAACAGAGGGGAUCCUCUUGAGAGAGAUCCACGUCAACCUGCUGGAGUGUAAAGUCUGCUUCGAGAAGUAUAACCCACGGCAGAAGGAACGCCGGCCUCAGAACCUGUCCUGCGGCCAUGUACUCUGUCUGGAAUGUGUCCGGGCGCUCUCCCACCCCGUCCUCAAGAAGCUUGAGUGCCCUUUCUGCCGGCAGCUGUGUGACGUUGACAGCACCUCCCACUGCCAGGCGCUGACAGACCUCCAGGAUCUUCUGCUCUCCCGCUCCCCCAGGUCACCUGUCCCUCAUCGGGUCAGAGGAGGCAGCGGCUGGGUCGGAGGCCUGGGCUCUGGAGCUCUGCGGCUUCGCUCAGCCUUCGGGGGCUGGGGGUCCCUGAUCAACCCCACGGGGGUGGCUGUUUUCGGGUCCUCUGGGACCGUGGUGGUGGUGCACGAUGGAGAAAGGAGGGUGGUGGUAUUCGGGCCUCAGGGCAGGCGGCUGCACGGGUUCGGGCGGAGGGGUGCGGCCACGGGGGAGGUGUGUCACCCGGUGGAUGUGGCGGUGACUCCCAGCGGGUAUGUGGUUGUGACGGAUGCUGGUGACGCUGCAGUGAAAGUGUUCACCACCAGGGGGAGUUAUGUUCUGGCGGUGUGGGACUCCUUCCAGAUGCCCUGGGGGGUGGACGUGGACAGCUGUGGACAUAUCCUGGUCACUGACAUCCAGGCCGGAACGCUCUCCCAGGUCGUGGUGGACUUUGCCCGUGGCGUGACUCUGAUGAACCGAGCGGUCAUAACCGACCUCCAGCGGCCCAAGGCAGUGGCCUGCUGUCGGGUGACCGGGAACAUCGCCCUGGUGGAGACACUGGGUCUCACCACCACACAACCUCCAAAUGGCCCCCGGCCUACCAGACUGACAAUAUUCAACAAAGACUUUAACGUGCUCUCUCAGAUAGACAGCUUUACUCUGAGCCUGGGGGCCUCCGUGUGGCCCUGCAUGUCUGCUGUGGCCUUUGACAGGGACGGGGAUGUGAUCGUGAUAGACUCCCAGCGUGGGUUGAUUUGGAGUUUGGGAAAGCUCCAGAACGGCCCGGUCCUAACUCCCCUGGUCAGUGGAGACUUGGUUCGCCCGGUGGGGCUGGUCACCACAGCACAGAACACGCUGAUUGUUUUAGACAGUGGAGACCAUGCAGUGAAGAUGUAUUCAGUUCACUCGGAUGCUAUUCUAGUCCAAAAAUGAUGUAGGAAGAGUUAGCUGUCUGGCUGACUUGUAUUGUGAAAAAAUAUAGAAACAAAAUACAUAAUGACUGGCGAUUCCACCUGUUGUGAUGU